This is a messenger RNA of Heteronotia binoei (common prickly gecko), 930 nucleotides long. It is a transcript of the gene SELENOW, whose product is annotated as selenoprotein W. The transcript has 6 exons. Gene Ontology annotation, cellular component: cytosol. The record is from RefSeq and is a predicted model, not a curated record. Gene Ontology annotation, biological process: response to selenium ion. NCBI's taxonomy places the organism in Eukaryota, Metazoa, Chordata, Lepidosauria, Squamata, Gekkonidae.
GAUUCGGCGGGUGAUGGGGAGUUGAAACGCGUGGUCAGAGCACAAGCGGGAGAGGAGGCGAGGGAAAGGCGCGGUUCUUCUUUCUCUCCCCCCUCUCCCCCAAGGAAUGGUAUAGCCCGAGCGGCUGCUUAAAAGUCUCUUGUCGCGAUGUUCCGUAUCAGAACGUUGGCGGCCCGAGCGUUCCAUCUGGGUAGCGAAGUACAAGGUCGCGCGGGGAGAGCCACGAGCAGCGUAGUCGGCACCAUGCCUCUCAAAGUCAAGGUGGUUUAUUGCGGGGCCUGAGGGUACAGCCCCAAGUAUCAGCAGCUCAAGAAGGAACUCGAGAGAGAGUUUCCGGGCAAGCUGGAGAUCAGUGGUGAAGGCACUCCCCAGGUCACAGGAUGGUUUGAAGUGACGGUCAAAGGGAAGCUGGUGCAUUCCAAGAAGAACGGAGAUGGCUUUGUGGACAACGCCGACAAGUUACACAAGAUAAUCACGGCCGUAAAAGUAGCCUUGGCGUAGAGAUCGUUGGAAGAAUGUACCCAGCAGAUCGGUAAACAGCAGAGUAGUUCAAACAAGAAUCCGCUUUGUUCAUUCCAGCUGACUGCUUAAUGAUGGGGACUGCUGAAAUGUCACUCGACGCGUGGUUGUUCCCUGAGAAAUCUUGCGGGGGAGGCUGGCUUGACCAGAGUCUGAUGGACAUUUGAACUCUGAAGAUGGUGUGCUUCGACACCUCUGUGCAUUGCACUGAAGGUCCGCCUCUGGGGUUGUAUCUUCUGUGCAUGCUACAUGUGAUGUUGACUUUCUGUGUAAUUUGAGUUUAACAGUGAACAACAGUAACAACUUGCUAUCAGGCUGGAAGGGAGCGGGGAAACAAGUUUGCAAAGCUAUGAAAAAUCCUUGAACAUCUUCAGCUUUCCAUCUUUAAAAAUAAAUGUUUAAAUUUACAAA